Molecule: messenger RNA, 6569 nt
Organism: Triticum dicoccoides
Lineage: Eukaryota; Viridiplantae; Streptophyta; Magnoliopsida; Poales; Poaceae
Product: putative disease resistance protein At3g14460
Exons: 4
Coding region: 1-5400 (1799 amino acids)
Molecular function (GO): ATP hydrolysis activity; ADP binding
Source: RefSeq, a predicted model, not a curated record
AUGGCGCCAACUAUGCAGCAUCUAAUAUCUAUGAGCCAAAGUGCCUUCCUCAAAGGAAGAUCGAUCCAAGACAAUUUUCUGUAUGUUCAAAAUCUCGUCCAGAGUUUACAUAGAGCCAAGAAAGGGGCAAUCUUCCUGAAGCUGGAUAUUGCGAAGGCAUUUGAUUCCGUCAGAUGGGACUAUCUGCUUGAGGUGCUCUGCCACAUGGGCUUCGGACAGAGAUGCCGUGAUUUGAUUGCAAUCGUGCUAUGCUCAACCUCCUCCAGAGUUAUCCUCAAUGGUGAUCCGGGGCUGCCUUUCUACCAUCGAUGUGGCUUGCGACAAGGCGACCCACUCUCGCCUUUUUUGUUCCUGCUUGCUAUAGAGCCACUACAGCGUAUCUUCGCGUCUGCAACCGAAGCCGGGAUCCUGAAGCCUAUUGCACACAAUUUGGCCUCCAUCAGAGUCAGCCUUUAUGCGGAUGAUGCUGCCCUAUUUCUGAACCCGUGCAGGUCUGAGAUGAUGGCCUCACAAGCAAUCCUGGAAGCCUUUGGGAGAAUCUCUGGACUCUACACCAACUUCAACAAGUCCUCGGCUUUCCCUAUCUGUUGUGAUGAGCUGGCAAUUAAUGAAGUGCUCUCCGAGUUUGCCGGAACAACUGACUCUUUCCCUUGCAAAUAUCUCGGGCUACCACUUAGCCUCCGCAACCUUAGGCGCGCCGACCUCCAAACUCUGAUUGACAAGAUAGCUGCGAAGCUCGCGGGAUGGAAAGGCAAGCUCCUGAACAAAGCGGGAAGGCUAACAUUGAUCAACUCGGUCCUUACCUCUAUCACCACCUACCUAUUGACCAUGUUCGCUCCUAGCAAGUGGCUGAUCAAGAGGAUCGACAAGCUUAGGAGAAGUUUUCUUUGGAAGGGCAGUGAGGAGGAGGCCAAAGGUGGGAGUUGUGCAGUCAACUGGCAGCUGGUUUGCUCACCAAAAAAGUACGGUGGACUGGGCAUCAAAAACCUCUCCUCUUUUAGCAGAGCUCUACGGCUGCGGUGGGCCUGGUUCGCGUGGCAAUGCCAACCUAGGCCCUGGUUUGGAAUGAAACUCCCCUGCUCUGAAGCGGAUAUGCAACUCUUCCAUGCCUCCACCAACAUUCACCUUGGAAAUGGGCAAACUGCGAGUUUCUGGAAGUCAAAGUGGUUGGAUGGGGCCGCACCACGUGACCUUGCACCCUCCCUCUUCAAGCUGGCGCGCAGGAAAAACUACACGGUGGCUCAAGCCAUGCAUGAAAGGAAGUGGAUGAAGGGGCUUGAAAGAAUCAGCUCCCAUAAUGAUCUGCACUCCUUUCUGCUUCUGUGGGAGAAGAUUCAGAGUGUCAACUUAUCUGAAGCAAGAGAUACCAUUGAUUGGAUCUGGACGAAGGACAAGAAAUACACCGCCAAGUCUGCAUAUUCCUGUCAGUUCAUUGGUUCGAUUGCCAAGCCUAAUGCUGAACUGAUUUGGAGGCUCAAGAUUGAAAGAAAGGUGAGGUUUUUUCUCUGGACUUUGGCUCAAAACAGACUCCCAACCACUGACAGGCUGCGAGCCCAUGGGAGCGAUCUUAACGCGACGUGCUCUCUCUGCCUCCAACUCCCUGAAACUGCACUCCACCUCUUCAACACAUGCCUUUUUGCCAAGGAUGUCUGGAACAAGCUAUGCUUGGCACGGCCCUUGUGCUACCCUUCCCUGCCUGCUAGCAUUCAGUCCAUCUCUCAUUGGUGGAGUGUUUGCUCCCAGCGCAACAAAGAGCAGGCCGUUGCUGCUGCUUAUUUUGCUUGGCACAUGUGGAAUGAGAGGAACAGGAGGGUCUUCAACGCCAAGCAGUGUUCUCUGGACGACUGCUCCCUCUUAUGUACAUUCCUAAUCUUAAAUGAAAAGGCAGAGCACCUGCCGUUCGAGUCAAAAAAAACCACCCCAGCAAUAAUAGAGAUUGAGUUAUUUGGAAGGAAUGCUGAGAAAAAGGACAUUCUAGAUGGCAUUAACAAUGGAAAAUAUUGUACCGAUGGGCUCACCGUGCUUCCAGUUGUUGGCCCAGGGGGUAUUGGGAAGACGACUUUCAUACAACAUGUUUAUCGAGAAGUGAAGAGCUCUUUUGAUGUUAUGAUUUGGGUAUGUGUGUCUCUGAGUUUCAAUGCAAAUAGGCUGACACAAGAGAUUGUGCAAAACAUCCCUAAGGUUAAUGGUGAAACGGAAAAUACUGUUGCAGAAGAGCUUAUUGAGCAGAGGUUAAGACAUAAGAGAUUUUUGCUCGUCUUGGAUGAUAUGUGGACAUAUCAUGAGUAUGAGUGGAAAAAACUGUUAGCUCCCUUUGAAAAAGGACAUGAAAGAGGUAAUAUGGUUAUUGUCACUACCAGAAUUCCAGAGACAGCAACAAUGGUAAAAACAAUUGAUUAUCCGGUAGAUCUGACUCGCUUAGGAGCUGAUGAUUUUAUGCAUUUAUUUGAAAAAUAUGUAUUUGGCGACCAGGAGGCAUGGAAAGAUCAUCCUAAAUUGCUUGAUGUUGGUAAAGAAAUAGUGGUCAAUUUGAAGGGUUUCCCUCUUGCAGCAAAAACUGUAGGUAGAUUACUGAGAAACCAACUUACAUUGGACCAUUGGACAAGAGUUUUAGAAAGCAAAGAAUGGGAGUUACAAACUAGCGACUAUGACAUUAUGCCAGCUCUGAAGCUAAGCUAUGAUUACCUCCCUUUCUAUCUUCAGCAGUGUUUUUCCUAUUGUGGUUUGUUCCCCGAAGAUUAUGAGUUUGGUAGCAAAGAGUUGGUUCACUUAUGGAUAGGGCUUGACUUUUUAGAUUCAUGUGAUGGAAGGAAAACAAUUGAAGAUGUUGGGUUGCGAUAUUUAAAUGACUUGGUUAAUAGCGGUUUUCUCAAGAAGACCGAAAAAGAUGAUGGCAGCCAUUGUUAUGUUGUUCAUGACCUACUGCAUAACUUGGCAGUGAAGGUUUCAUCAUCAGAGUGCCUUAGCAUAUCAAGUUCUAAUGUGAGAUAUGUACACUCUUCCCUAUCUGUACGUCACUUGUCUAUCAUUGUAAAUGAGAGCGAUGUCAACGACAGAUUGACCUUUGAUGAUUUUAAGAGCGACUUGAGUGCAUUACAUACAAAGUUGAAGGUUGAAAAGCUACAAACUGUGAUGCUAUUUGGAAAAUACCAUGGAAGCUUUGCAAAGGCUUUUGGUGAUUUGUUUGCAGAAGCAAAAGCCCUUCGUGUUAUUCUUUUGUCUGAAGCAUCUUAUAGUUAUAAGUUGGAGGAUGUGUUCCACAACAUUUGGAGAUUUUUCCAUCUUCGCUACCUAAGGAUAAUUGCAGGAGAUUUGACAAAAUUAAGUUUGAACAGCAAUAUCUCAAGAUUUUAUCACCUGAGGGUCCUUAAUUUUCAACAAUGCAAUGUCAACCUUGGUCCUCUCAGAGCAAUAAGCAACCUUGUAAAAUUGCGGCAUUUUCUUGUCAAGGACAUCGGUUUUGAAUUAAAGCAGAUAGCACAGUUAGCAGAGCUUGGUGGGUUGCUGAGAAUCCAUAAUAUUGAGAAUGUUGAACGAAAGGAAGAAGCGAACAAAGCAAACUUGAUACACAAAAACCACUUAGAGAAGCUAAUAUUGCGAUGGGGUGUUUAUGGGGACAACGCAAAUUCUGUGCAAGAACAGGUUCUCGAAAUUCUAAAACCACAUAGCAAUCUCCUAGAUCUGCACAUUGAAGGGCAUAGAGGUGCUGCUUGCCCGUCAUGGCUAGGUGGGAACCUCUCGGUUAAAAAUUUGGAAUCUCUUUGUUUGCAUGAUAUAGGUUGGAAAACUCUUCCACCUCUAGGAGAGUUGUGGUCUGUUGGUGAGCUUGGUGAAGAGCGUCAAAGUAGUAUCCCAAGUCAAAGUUUUCAAAAUCUGAAAAGGCUAGAAUUAGUUAAAAUACCAUGGUUGAGAAGAUGGGUUGAAAAUAGCACUUGUCGUUUGUUCUCUCAGCUAGAAGUGCUCAUUGUUAAAGGUUGCUCUGAACUUGUGGAGCUGCCAUUUUCACGCUGUCAAUCAGAGCAAGAAGCUGCAAACAUGACUUGGUUUCCUAGAUUACAGAAGCUCGAGAUUAUGGACUGCCCGAAACUGCUGUCAUUGCCUCCUAUCCCUUGGACUCUUGGUCCAUGCUCUGCCGAGAUAAUGGGGGUUGGAUCUGGUUUUGAGGAGCUGUGGUACUCAAAAGAACACUCGUCUAAACUAUUAAGCUUGAGUAUUACGGGGAAGGGUGGUCAAGAUGGCAUGUUCUGGAAUAUUUUAGCAUUCUCUAAUCUAGCUGAUCUAAACGAGCCGCGCUUGAAGAAUCGCCCUCCUUUGCCAAUGGAUCAUCUCCAGAAGUUAACAUCACUGAAGUCCCUCGAAAUAGAAAAUUCGAGUAAUGUCCUGUCGCCGACCGACAGUGAGAGUGAUGUCACAUACAAGAUACCAAUCGAAUGCCUCUCGAUCAGGUUUUGUGGUUCUGGUGAGAAGGAAUUGACACAGUUGCUCUCUCAUUUUCCAGAUCUCAGCGAUUUGGCAAUACUUGAUUGUGAAAAGAUAACAAGGGUUGGUGUGGUGGAGCAGCAGCAGCAGGCGACAAGAGGAGAGGAGGAAAUAGCGCUAGCAGCAGGAGAAGAAGCUGGACUUUUGCUCUCGUCUCCCCAUCUACAGAGCUUGAGAAUCUGGCGUUGCUUAGAGCUGAGCCUACUUGCCAGUUCGCUCCAAGGCCUCCGCUCACUCAACAUAAGUCGGUGCUCCAAGUUCCUUUCCUCAUGCAUAUGGCCUCUCCUUGCCCAUGGCUGCCUCACAGAUUUAGCCGUAUAUGGGACCCACAAAUUCUUUGCCGGUUUGGAGCCCCCACGGACGCAAAACAAAGAGCCCACAGCCUGCAAACUUCAGGAUGUAAACACAGAUGACAUCACAGGCUUCCUUGCUAUGCCCAUCUACAGCCUCCUCUCCUCCUCCAUCACCAGCUUAAGCUUUCAUCACAAUCAUGAGGUGGAGCGCUUCACUAAGGAGCAAGAGGAUGCCCUUCAGCUCCUCACCUCCCUGGAGUACCUCAGUUUUCUAAAGUGCGGCAAGCUGCAGUGCCUCCCGGCAGGGCUACAUAGACUUUCUAGCCUCCAGACAUUGUGUAUUCAGCAUUGUGAGGCCAUCAAAUCGCUGCCCAAGGACGGCCUCCCAACUUCUCUGCAAUUUCUACAUAUCAUAGGCUGUCCUUCCUUGAAAUCGCUAACCAAGGAUGGCCUCCCUUCUUCUCUGGAAAAAUUAAGCAUCAUUGAUUGUCCUGCACUGAAAUCACUGCCCAGUCACGGCCUCCCAGACUCACUGCGAGUGUUACAUGUCGAAGAUGAUGGAAACAGCGAGGAGCUAAUGAGGCAGUGCCGCAAGUUGAAAGGAAUCAUUCCAAUAAUCAUAGACUGACUAACUAAUCCUUCCUAAGGUGCAGGGCUAGCUCUUCUUGGUUGUGUACGUACACUUCAUUCGGAGUUUGUGGUGCCACUGCUGCAUGCAUGUGACUGUCGAUCGACUUGCUUCAGUCGUUUGCCAUGUCAUGCUCUUUGCUGCAGAUCUCUUAUCAAUCUUUUAUCAUGGUAAAAAGCACCUUAAUAAUUAGUAAGGUCAUCUGUUCUGUUCGGCCUACUCCACGAGAAUGUCCAGUGGACGCAAUUUCAUCUAUUCAGAUCUUAGACUCCUUUGUUUUGAUAGAUAGUACUACAACGUUGGAUUUGGAUUUUGGAACUGCACAACACAGUAGCAGCAGGUCUGAAGAUCUGCCUCCUGUUUGUGCCCAAGUAGAGGUAUAUAAUAUGCUAGCUAGAAGCAUACUGUCGGUACAGCUAAUGCAAAUUGUUGUGUGUUACUUGAGUUUUGUUGAUGAAUCUCCUUACAAGACAAAGACCGAACUGGUAAGAAGGUGUUGUUGAUUCAGGCUGUUUUUUGGCACUGACUACGCAGGCAAGCAAGAAGGUGUGGUUUUCUACUGUUCCAAGUUGUACCGUACCGAUGCAACAAGUUGUAGAACACUCACUCGUGAGUGUACUUGGAUCUUAAUAUCUCCGAGUUUUGCGACAUUAUGAUACCUUAACAAUUAUCUCUUCAUCAUUUUAGUCUUCCAAGGUUGCAGCAGUGAGGGAAACCCAUAUAUUGAGCUUACACUGGUAACUCAUCAAUCCGAAAUUGCUGCGAUGAGCAUCUAAUCAGGCGGGCCAAUUCGGCCUUGUCACCUUCACUCACAUGGUAUCUGCAGUGGCAGGUAUACACAAUGCGACGUAUUGUGGAAUUGUUGUCCCCUUUGCCAGCACACGCCGAAGCUACUCGAUCGCAAAACGACCAAUUAAUGUUUCCUUGUCAACCAGAGAAUUAAGGCCUGCUUCUUCAAGUCUUGAGCGUGAACGUCGCUAGCUGUUGGAGCUGCCGGCAGGCGGGGGAGUCCGACGAAGACCGGCGUCAUGCUGGCAUUGCCGGAGUGGCAAUGAAGUUCCAUCAUCAGCGUCAGUUAGCAAAGAACCCAGGAGGGGAGGGUGUCAUUUGCUGCAGCAUGCAGUUUGAGAUGGGUUUCUUGUUACUUUUCAGUUGUUUAGCAAUGUUUC